GCGCUGGCAGAGGUGGUUGCCCAAAACGUUUUUGUAGGCUCGUGGCGGUGGUGGUCGGUUGAGGCAAUUUGAAUUGGUGCUCGCGGCAGCUCGCGGGGCUCGCGGUUUGAGGUGCGCUGCUGAGCCGGGCCGUUGAACAGUCAAACGGACUGCGCCGUUCUUUCACGAUGGCCUCUGCCAUCCCUACCAGGACGGUCCCAACCGUUACCAAGGACCUCCCGGAGAUCGUGGUCGACAAGAAAGGCAAGAAGGAGUAUGUCCGCGGCAAAUUCCUUGGGAAGGGUGGCUUUGCCAAAUGCUACGAACUCACCGACAAGGCAACCAACACCAUUUAUGCAGGCAAAGUGGUCUCCAAGGCACUACUUGUCAAGUCCCACCAGAAAGAAAAGAUGGCCCAGGAAAUCCAGAUCCACAGGAGCCUGAAUCACAAACACAUUGUGGGCUUUCAUAGCUACUUUGAAGAUGAUAAGAAUGUGUACAUAGUCCUGGAACUUUGCAGCAGGCGGUCUCUCAUGGAAAUGCACAGACGUCGCAAGAUGCUGACCGAGGCAGAGGCACGCUACUUCCUUCACCAGAUUCUCCUUGCCUGCCGCUACCUCGUACAGCAGAAAGUCAUACACAGAGACCUCAAGCUUGGAAACCUGUUGCUCAAUGACUGCAUGGAGCUAAAGGUCGGUGACUUCGGGCUUGCCACCCGUGUGGACUUUGACGGCGAGAGAAAGAAGACACUCUGCGGCACACCAAACUACAUAGCCCCAGAAAUACUAGCAAAGAAAGGACACAGCUUUGAAGUUGACAUCUGGUCCAUCGGAUGUAUCUUAUCUCAACGAACGCCUCAUCGCACUCAAUCUCAGCGGCAACCAAACCAUCCAUUUUGGCUUUCAACUCCUGAAGACGAUUCUCUUGUUUUUCACCUGCCUGAAAAGCAAGCUUCAAAUCGGCCAAAGUUUACCCUUAUUGUGGGGCAUCCACCAUUUGAGACCCCUACACUGAAGGAGACAUACAUCCGCAUCAAGAAAAAUGAGUAUCAUGUGCCUUCAACUGUGAGCUCUCCCGCCCGUAACCUCAUCCGGCGCAUGCUGCAGCAAGACCCAGAGAGAAGGCCCAACAUCGAAGCCAUCAUGCAAGAUGAGUUCAUGACGUGUGGGCCCCUGCCAUCACGCCUCCCGACAUCUUGUCUAACCACGGAGCCCCGCUUUGACACGCUCAAUGCCACCCUGAGUGUGAAUGGCCGCAGACCUCUGCUGGAACGAAAUGAAGGCCGUGAACUGGAGGCAAAGGUCACUCCAAUCAGAAACCAUCCAGACAAGGAAGCGAAGCCAGUACAGUGCCUCAAGCCACAGCUACCAGCUGCACCGGCAGGUGCCCAGAAGGCGGCAGCCGACAGCCCAGCACGCAAGGGUGCUCCCCAAGAGGCACAUCUCACCGAGCUCCAGCGCCUCCUACGUCGUCUGUGCAAUGCUCGGCCACCCGAGCUGCGCUUCGAGCGCCCUGAUGAGGCAGAGGACCCAGCCUCAGUGCCAGUGUUCUGGGUGAGCAAGUGGGUGGAUUACACCGACAAGUAUGGACUAGGCUAUCAGCUCUGCGACAACAGCAUUGGAGUGGUCUUCAAUGACAACACCCGGAUCAUCCUGCUCAACAACAACUUGAGCGUGACGUACGUCGACGAGAACAGCAUUGAGCAUUACCACACUGUGGAAGAGUUCCCGCCGUCACUGGAAAAAAAAAUGACCCUUUUGAAGUACUUCUGUACCUACAUGAAGCAAUACCUGCUCAUGACGGGUGAGGAUGUGAGCCCCCGGGAAUGCGACAACCUCGUCAGGCUACCCUGCCUUGGAACGUGGUUGCGCACCCGUUCAGCUAUAUCGUUCUAUCUCACCAAUGGAACAGUUCAGAUCAACUUUUUCCAGGACCAUACCAAGUUGAUCCUGUGCCCGCUCAUGUCAGCAGUGUCGUACAUUGACAAUAACAGGGUUUUCCACACAUACCGGCUAGAGACACUCCAUAAAGGAUGCCCACCAGAUCUGUUCUCCCGUCUCAAGUACGCACGGACCAUCCUAGACAGACUGGCCAGUACACCAUCCUAGUCCAACCACUGCCCAGCUGCUACCCCUUCGGCAUGUGUUCCCGCCACGUUGCGAUCUCUUCAGAGCUUCAGGGGUGCCCUUUCUUUGUCAAUGAAAAAAAAGUCUUAACUUGCCAACAAAACUUGUACAUAAUUGUUUUUCUUCAUUUUUACUGCACAUAGCUUUUAUUAUUUAGCAUAUCACUCUUUUACCAUUGGCUGUUUCCCACAUGUUCCAUUAUUUUAGUUGCUGAUGACAAUAAGCUGCAAAUAAUUUUCAGCUGCACAUUGUGUGCACUCCUCUUCCCCCAUUCCCUUUCUUUUUCUUUUUUUCUCCAUGCUUUCUAUGUGCAAGGCUUGAUGUGUACUAUUGCAAUAGCAAUCAGGCAUGUCUGGCUUUUUUUUUUUAUGCCAGUAAAUUCAGGUUUAUUAGUGGUCUCUGCAGACUGAUCCAUAUUUGACCUUUGUCCUUGUAUUGUUACGGUAGUGUUUUCAGUGUUGCUAAUGUCUCCUAUAGCUGUCUGCAUACAUUUUUGCUAGAGACCAAGAUCUCGUAUUGUUGCCUUGAAGUCUAUGCAGCACAGAUUUAGCAAUGAUUUAUUUAUUGUGUCCAGCAUUGUGUCUGCUGACACAAUGCUUUUGUCAAGAGGUUAGUCUUCAGUGGCGAAUUAUUUGUGCAAUGUAACAGUGUGUCCCGUCUAUUUCAUGUUGUGUAUCUUCCAUGUUACAUUGUGCUGUACGCUGAAACAUGACUGGCCAUAUGGAGACUUAUAUACAUUUUGCUGCCUGACAAUGUGGCCUUUCUGCAGAAAUUUUAUUUUUGCAGUCCACAAAUUGCUCGAGAUGCUGUCGUGCAUGUAGGGUUCUAUUGCCUUGCUGAAUGAAGGACUGAAAAUUGGAGCUGAAAUAAAAGUGAUCGCUAUUUUCAGCUGAUACCCUAA
Dermacentor albipictus is the source of this 3006-nucleotide messenger RNA. RefSeq names its product Serine/threonine-protein kinase polo (gene polo). Gene Ontology annotation, biological process: mitotic spindle organization; protein phosphorylation. The record is from RefSeq and is a predicted model, not a curated record. Gene Ontology annotation, cellular component: nucleus; spindle pole; centrosome. Lineage: Eukaryota; Metazoa; Arthropoda; Arachnida; Ixodida; Ixodidae. Gene Ontology annotation, molecular function: protein binding; protein serine/threonine kinase activity; ATP binding.